GGCGGCGCGGAGCUCAGCUAGCUUGAUGCUAAUGAGAGAAGCCCACGAUCACUCGUGAAGGACGGAGAGAAAUCCGCUUGGCGCCCGGGACACUUUCCCCCGUUUUCCUUCUACCGUCUCGGCGUGGUGCGACCUUCCAGGCGAGUCAGGCUCUUGCGGGCGAUCUCGGCCAUGUCGGCACAGAGGAAAGGAGCUGCGGCGCGCCUGCCGAAAUGUGCCUUCUGCAGAACCAACCGGGACAAGGAGUGCGGCCAGCUGCUGCUGUCUGACAGCCAGAAGGUGGCAGCCCAUCAUAAGUGCAUGCUUUUCUCCUCAGCUCUGGUCACGUCGCACUCAGACAGCGAGAACAUCGGAGGCUUUUCCAUCGAGGACGUCAAGAAGGAGAUCAAGAGGGGGAAUAAGCUGAUGUGCUCUUCGUGCCACCGGCCGGGCGCCACCAUCGGCUGCGACGUGAAGACGUGCCGGAGGACGUACCACUACUACUGCGCCGUGAAGGACAAAGCUCAGAUCAAAGAGAAUCCCUCGCAGGGGAUUUACCUCGUUUACUGUCGCAAACACCGGGAUGCUUCUCAGGAUGGCGUUCGAGACGAGGAGGUGGGCGUGGCCGACGACUCGGACUCGUCGCCCCCGCAGAGCCGGGGCCGGGGCCGGAUCGAGAAGGCGCGGGCCAAGGCCGGAUCGCGCGGCCACUCAGAGGAAACCCGCUCCACCUCCUCGCAGGCCGCCGACGAGGAGAGCUCCUCCCACCGGGACAGGUCGCCUCUCCGGGCCAGCCCGGCGGACGGCGGGCAGCGCUGCGGCUUCUGCCACGCCGGCGACGAGGAGAACGAAACCAGGGGCAUGCUCCACUCGGACAACUCCAAGAAAGUGGCGGCGCACUACAAGUGCAUGCUCUUCUCUUCGGGGACGGUACAGCUGACCACGACGUCCCGGGCCGAGUUCGGGAACUUCGACGUGAAAACGGUCAUACAGGAAAUCAAGAGGGGCAAAAGAAUGAAAUGCACCCUGUGCGCCCAGCUGGGCGCCACCAUCGGCUGUGAGAUCAAGGCGUGCGUGAAGACCUACCACUAUCACUGCGGCCUGCAGGACAAAGCCAAGUACAUCGAAAACAUGGCGCGGGGAAUCUACAAGUUAUAUUGUAAGAACCACAGUGGGAACGAGGAGCGAGACGAGGAGGACGAGGAGCGGGAGAAUCGCAGUAGAGAGCGGGCGGCCAACAACCACGGAGGAACGGCGUCCACGCAAGUCAACGGGAAUUAGGUUUGGCCUGACGGGCGAGACGUGGAGGGAAAAGUGGAAGUCAGACAUGGGAGAGAUAUUUUUUAUACUAGAUCCAGGCCUCCUGGCAGAGUCACGGUCUACAAGCGAGCGCGAGCUGUUUUCCUUCCAGCGGACGGACUCGCUGUCCCAGCGUGCACCUGGCUUCUUCUCCAUGACGCCCUGUUGGAGCCUCUGUCGGACUGGCGGCGCCGGACUGCCGCAGCGCCACGUAAAGCCAUGGCUCCUGACCCUCCUGCUACCCAGGCUCCAUUUCAAACCCGCCUUGCCGGAGCGCAGCAGAUGACCGUCGCUCGCCGCCCGCGUCGCCACAGAUCCCCCGCAGCUGCUCGCCGUCGACCCAUCCUCCCUCCUCCCUCCGCCGCUCCCUCAGGACUCACUUUUCAGAGGGGUCUCUUUGUUACUAGUCUCUAUUGUGCAGUUUGAUUACCUUGUUUCUGUAAUCAUGUCUUUAAAACAAACAAAAACAAAAAAAACUUUUCAUGUUAGCGUUUCUUUCCUGAUAUGUAAUAUUUUGCUACGGUGUUAUCAUCAUGAGUACAUUUUGAAUAUCUGGAAUUCAGACAGUCACGAUUACGAGUUUUGCCAGCAUGCACUUGGACUUUCCCACUGUUUUAAAAGUGGCGUUUUUAUUUCGUUCUGUUUUUAGCAUAUGAAGGGUGAAGUAGAGCCCUUUAGAGGAGUUGGCCUGACUUUGUUUGAUGUACUGUUACUUGUAUCUCUACAAAUGUAUCCAUGAAUGAUUGGAAUAGAACAUAUUUUAUUUUACACUU
Messenger RNA from Salarias fasciatus (jewelled blenny), 2051 nucleotides. RefSeq names its product PHD finger protein 6 (gene phf6). The transcript has 11 exons. NCBI's taxonomy places the organism in Eukaryota, Metazoa, Chordata, Actinopteri, Blenniiformes, Blenniidae. The record is from RefSeq and is a predicted model, not a curated record. Gene Ontology annotation, molecular function: histone binding; histone deacetylase binding. The coding region runs from base 172 to 1260 and encodes 362 amino acids. Gene Ontology annotation, cellular component: nucleus.